This is a messenger RNA of Pelodiscus sinensis (Chinese soft-shelled turtle), 1949 nucleotides long. The record is from RefSeq and is a predicted model, not a curated record. Lineage: Eukaryota; Metazoa; Chordata; Testudines; Trionychidae.
AUGAACACCGAUAUAUACAGGCUUCUCUUCUCCAUCAGCGAGGCUUUGGACUUGGAAAACCUGAUGGCCCUGAAGUUUCUGAGUCUGGAGCACAUCCCACAGAAGAGUCAGGAAGACAUUCAGAAUGCCAAGGAUUUCUUCCUAAAUCUCCAGAAGGGAGGACUGAUAAAAGAAGAUGAUCUGUCUUUCUUGAAGGAGCUGCUGUUCAGAGUGAACCGCAUAGACCUCUUGGCUGAAAAACUGGACUGCAACAGAGAUGAAAUGGAGAAGGAGCUUCAAAAUCCAGACAAGGCAAAAGUUUCUCCAUAUAGGCAACUACUUUACCAGAUCUCAGAAGAAAUAACCAGUGAAGAAAAGAAGCUUCAGGACAAUGCUGUAAGAGUACUUGAUUGUGGUGGUUCUUUGCGCAGAGCUGGUUGGGACCCUCUGGCUGAGCUACCGCUUAAGUCAAUACUGAAGCUCUUUACAGAAAUGGAAAAAGCUGGGAUAAUGAAUGAAACCAAACUGACACUGCUGAAGAGUAUUUUACAGGAAGUGAGACCUGACCUGGCACAAAAAAUGAAUACCUAUGAAUUAACAACACAGGGUCAUAUGCAUCAGAAAGUCCCUUGCCUGCAAACAGGGCCAUUUCUGGGUCCAGGUGAAUGGGGAGCAAAGGAACCAAUGUCCGUGCCCAAGCCUGAGAACUCCUACAGGAUGGACAAUCGUCCUCAUGGCUAUUGUGUGAUACUGAACAACGCUGUAUUUAAAAAUCCUGAUGAAACCAGGAUGGGCACAGACAAAGAUGCUGCGGCUCUGAAACGGGUCUUUGAGAGGCUUCAGUUUGAGACAAUUGAGCACCAAAACCUAGAAGCAAAGGAAAUCCGCGAGAAAAUCCAAGACUAUAGCAACAUGGAUCAUAGCAACAUGGACUGUUUCAUUUGCUGCUUGCUCUCACACGGUGAAAAAGGAAAAGUACAUGGGACAGACUGGAAUUCUGUAUCCAUCACAGAUCUCGUCUCCUGCUUCACGGGAUCCAAGUGCUUCUCUCUCGCUGGCAAACCCAAACUCUUCUUGAUUCAAGCCUGCCAAGGCAGGACAGGGCAGAAAAAUAUCCCAGUGGAAGAAGAUUCUUCUCGAGAGCUGGAGACAGAUGCUUUCCCCAUGUCUUCCAUUCCCGACUGGGCUGAUAUCCUCAUUAGCAUGGCCACAGUGGAAGACUUUGUGUGCUACAGAUACAGAGAGACAGGCAGCGUGUACAUUCAGUGUCUCUGCGAGGAAUUAGAGUCCUUCUGCCCACAGCGUGUAGAUCUGUUGACCAUCCUGACAGAAGUCAAUAAGAAAGUGGGAGAAAAAGUGUUUCUCGACAAAAAGCAGAUGCCAGAAAUAAAAUCAACCCUGCGGAAGCAACUGAUCUUCCAGGUGCCAACGCCAGACAAGAAGCGUCAGUGAGACACUAAACUAGGAGCCGCUUUCUGAGAUGGAUUCAACUUGCAGUUCCAAAAGACCAAUGGACUGGAUCUAUUCAGUUAGGUCCCAGUCCUACAAGGUACCGAGGGCCUUCAACUCUUGGAUCAUUAGCCCUGACAGUGGUCCAAAUCAUGAAAUGGCCUGACAGUGUCCAGCAUCUAUCUACUUCAGUAGGAGUUGAGCCUGCUCAGCCUUUUCUAGGACUGACUGCCUUGACCCUGAUUUCACAGGAAGAAACACACAGGAAAAUUAUGACUCCAAACCAAUGAGGAAAUCGGCAGUUUCCAUUUGUCAAUGUUAUUCAUAGAUAGUAUGUCUGAAAGGGGCCAUUGUGAUUAUUAGGGAUCUUAGCUUUCUGUGAAAGGAAAAACCCCAAAAUUCUUCAGUUUGUCCACAGUUGAAAUGAAACGCUGAAUUUUAGUUUCCCUAGCCACAAUAUAUAUAGGUAUCAGUUGAAUGCAAUGUUUUAUUGAUAUAUUUACCAUUUUUAGCAAGUUCAA